Molecule: messenger RNA, 2637 nt
Organism: Candida albicans SC5314
Lineage: Eukaryota; Fungi; Ascomycota; Pichiomycetes; Serinales; Debaryomycetaceae
Exons: 1
Coding region: 1-2637 (878 amino acids)
Source: RefSeq, a predicted model, not a curated record
AUGGAUGAUAAUAAUUUAUAUGAUAUAUCAUUAACUUCAACAACUAAACGAUCGGUAUGUCAAUCACCAUUACCACCACCGACAUCACAAGUUCCCCUUCUUCCUCCUCCAUUAUCACGUAACUCAUCAAAUAAUUUCAGUACUACUUCUUUAUCAUUAGCAUCACCUUCAUCUUCUAUACCGAAAAGAGUCCCAUCAUUACCAACAUUGAAUGAAACUACUAAUUCUUCUACUCUGAUUAAACGUCCUGGUGAUUAUUAUAUUCAGAAAAUAAAUUCAUCGAAAAGUUCAUUAAAUUUUUCUCCUCAACAACAACAACAUCAUCAUCAUCAUCAACACCAACAAUUAAUGAUGAAACAAAGAAUGUCGACUGAUUCACUCACGUCUGCCCAAUCAUCAAUAUCAGAUGAUCAUUCAAUUAUUUCAUCUCAAUUUGAUGGGGUGGCUAGUACUAGUUCAACAGCAGCAUCAACAAAUACUCCUGAUUCAAGAUUAAAUUCCAUGACUUCUGAUUCUUUUAAAGAUAGUACAGUGAUUCUUGAUUCUAAUUUAGAUCUGCUGAGUACCAUAUCUCAACCAAAUGCAACCGCCACCACUACUAAUCAAGCACUACAACAACCACCACCACAACCACAACCACCGCUGCAUAAACCCAAUAUUAAAUCAUCGUCAGCUUCACAUAUACCUACAAUUACCCCCAAAAUUAGAAGAGCUCAUUCAAUUUCUGCCAUGCAAACAUUAACUCGUACCAAAAGUAAAUUCAUUUCAUCUAGUGAAGCUAAACAACGACAAAAAUUACGUAAAAAGAAAUAUGAUGAAAAUGAUAAUGAUGAUUACGAUGAUGAAGAGAUUCUGGAAGAAUUUUUAUUUAAUGUCCCUAUAAUUAAAAAUAAAGCAGAAUUAUAUUCAUUAACUGCUGCCAAUUCAAGUAAAACAUCUCAUGAAAACUAUGGUAAUGGUAAUGGUAAUGGUAGUAAUCAUGGUUCGGCUAAUUCAUCAUCAGUGACUAUAUUAUCAAGAAAUGAUCUUGUUUCUGAUCGUGAUCAAUAUUGUACUAUAAAACCAUGUCCAUUACCUGGGAAAUUAGGAUCACUGACGGAUUUAUUAGCCAGUGUUGGUAAUAGAUCAACGUCACACAACGAUGAAAGUAUUAUCGAGGAAGAAGAAGAAGAAGAAGGAGAGGAGGAGAAGGAGAAGGAGGAAGAGGAUCGUACUGAACAAGGACAUCAACAGGAUGAAGUUGGAUUAGGAAUUGUUAAUGAUGAUACAACAAUUAUAUCUAAUAUAUCAACUUAUUAUAAUCAACAGGUUGAAAUGAAGAAUAAAUUAGCUCGUCAAAAUGUCAUGUAUAAAAUCCCUAAUUUUAUUAAAUCUAAUAGUUCAUUAGAAGAUCUUCAUUUAAUAUCACUUGAAAAAUUAAGUGUUAUUGAUUCAACUAGACCAAGUCAUUUACCACCAAAAUCAAUGGAUGAAAGGAAAAAACAUAAUCAACAAAUUGAUAAGAUUUUACAUAAUAAAAACAAUAGUUCACCCCAUUUGAUUAAAUCACCAACAACAAGAACUAGCUUUAAUGGGAGUGACUCCCUUAGUAACAAUGAUGUUGUUGUUGUGUAUAAUCAAGAAUUUAUUAACUUGGUGGAAGAAUUACAACAAGCAACGGAUUCGAAAACAUUUAGUAAGAAAUUCCAAUCUCAACGUGAUAUGAUUAGAACAUUUGCAUGGACUCUGAAUAUUCCUAAUGAUCAAUGUUUCCAAUUUUUAUUAAAAAUUUUGUCAUUGAACCAAAGUUGUCAAGAUUCUUUAAACACGAUAAAAAAUUCAUUUUUAUUAUUUGAAACCAAAUUUAAUAAUUUACCUGAAUUUAUAAAAUCUAAUAAAAUGAUGGAAUUUAAUAAAUUAUGUCAAGAAAUAAUGACAAAACCAUUAUUUAAAACCAUCCCUUUGGAGGAACAAGUUGAAUUUAUGGAUAAAUUAAAACUGAUUUGGAAUAUUAAAGCUAUAUCAGAAUCAGGGUUAAAUCAAGAUGAAAUAUUUUUAAUUUCUAUAUUAUUAAAAGUUUUCCCACAGAAAUCAUGUCAAGAUAUUUAUUGUUUAUUAGAAUUGAUUAAUCAAGAAGUUUUGACCAAAGAAUUUAAACAAAAAUUUAAUAAUAAUUUAUUGAAAUGGAAUAAUUUAAAUCAAUUAUAUAAAUUUCAAAUCAUUCCUGGUGAAUUUCAAAAUUUAUCAUUUAAUUCAAUCUUACAAAUUUUAUUACAAUUUAAUGAUCAAUUACCAUUAAGUUUAAGUGCUCCAUCAACACCAAUAAUUGGAGCACCAUCACCAUCAAUAGAUACUACAUUUAUCUCAGCCACCACCCCUUCUCCAGCUGAACUAAAAUCUUGUUCAACUCAAUUAAUUAUUAAAUUAUUUACAUUAUUAAUAAUUUAUUCAUUUUCUUAUAAGACAAAAUUGAAAAAUAAUAUAAAAAUUCUAGAAACUUUUAUAAUGAUAAUUUUCAAUUAUUAUCAUUUGAAUUGGAAUAAUUUACUGCAAUUAAUUAAAGAAAAUAAAUCAAUUAAAUUGAAUUAUACUGCUGAUCAAUUAAUUAAUUUGAAUUCAUUUGUUGAUAAAUGGAAAUAUGUUUUUAAAAGAAACUAA